GCAAAGGCAACAUGGACCUCAUGCUUCUCUGCCUGCUUCUACCACUGCUGAUGGUAGCCAAGGGCCAGUAUGGGGACUACCGGUAUCAAUAUCAUGACUAUGGUGAUGAAGGCUGGGUGAAUCUGAACCGACAAGGCUUCAGUUUUCAGUGUCCCCACGGGCAGGUGGUGGUGGCUGUGAGAAGCAUCUUCAGUAAGAAGGAAGGUUCCGACAGGCAGUGGAACUAUGCCUGCCUGCCCACCCCCCAGAGUCUUGGGGAGCCGACAGAAUGCUGGUGGGAGGAAAUCAACAGGGCUGGAAUGGAAUGGUAUCAGACAUGCUCCAGCAAUGGUCUUGUGGCUGGGUUCCAGAGCCGCUACUUUGAAUCAGUCCUAGACCGAGAGUGGCAGUUUUACUGUUGCCGCUACAGCAAGAGGUGCCCAUAUUCCUGUUGGUUGACAACUGAAUACCCAGGACACUAUGGUGAGGAAAUAGACAUGAUCUCCUACAAUUAUGAAUAUUACAUGCGGGGAGCGACAACCACAUUCUCAGCAGUGGAAAGGGAUCGUCAGUGGAAGUUCAUAAUGUGUCGGAUGACAGACUAUGACUGUGAAUUUGAAAAUGUUUAGAAUGUAACUUACCAAAGCUGGUUGGAGAGUCAAGGACUGGGGAGAGAGCUAGAGGCAUUUCUAUUCAUCAACAGACCAGCAGGAUCUCUUGCAGAAGGAACUGGUCUUCUCUCUUUCUGUCCCAGAGUUAUUGACUAUCACAUCAGCCCAUUUGGCCUUUCUGCCUAGUACCAUCAUACCCAUAUGUUUCACUAAGUCUCCUUUCUCAUUGUUUAUGCUUUGGUUAGAGACCAUCUCCUAUAUCUGUCGAUGGCUUCCUGUGUUAUAUCAUGUAUGUAUUACAUCUGCUCCCUCUGCUCCAAAAGAGUCUAGUUUUGUAAAGGAUCUGUCAUAAAUGUGCCAUUGUCAGCAAAUAAUUAAUAUAAAGGACUAUGGUGUAAGAUGAAUACAGGGGCAGAGGGUUCAAGGUGGAGGAAGAGGAAAUGCCCAUCUGAUUGUCAUCUAUUUGAAUCAAACGUUGUUUCCUAACUCUAUCCUAACCAAGAAUGUCUUCUUGCCAUGUAACACAUGGGGGUAUUUGAAUUGUGUGAUCUGGUAGUGAGGAGAGUGGGGAGGAAAUCAGGGGGAGGAUCAAGGGUUUGAAGAAAGAAGGGGAGGAGAGUUUGCUAAAAUAAUUCCCUGUCCUUGAGAGAGAUGAAUCAUUAUGCCUGCUGAUGAAAAUGAUGUGUGUGUGUGUGUGUGUGUGAGUGAGAGAGAGAGAGAGAGAGAGAGAGAGAGAGAGAGAGAGAGAGAGAGAGAGAAUAUGUGUUGGAAGGGCAAAUGGGAAUCAGACUGAGGGAGGAAAAAAAAGAUAUAGUUGAUUAAGAAAAUGUACAGGGAAAAGAAAUUAAAGAGAGAGAACUUGACAAUUGUGAUAAGUUUGGAAUUCUGGGGGAAUAAGCAGAGGGUUCUGACCAUCUCCACUACCAGUGUUCAUUCCAAUAAAGGUGGAAGGAGAAAUGUGAAUAGUCAAGAGGACAUGGAAGGGCACAUGGUCAGGAAAUAUUCCUAUGACAGUUGCCUUACUAACCUGGUUCCCUGGGAAACUUUCCAUUUACCCUUUCCCUGUAGAGUUUAGGAUUCCUUGACAAAAGAAAGGCAGUAGAUAUGGGAAAUGUUCCAAUUCCUCCAUCUACAGCCCAGCCCCACCUCAUGACACCUUCAAUGCCUAUCACUUGGCACAAGGAUAAAGACCAUAAACAGAAUAAACAAACUAACUAAAUAAAAAAUACACUAUUUUAUAAGUAGUCAGUGUCUUUUUGUGAUUUCCACAAAAUUUCCUUCCCAGUCUUAUUUAACUCAUUCUUUAAAAAAAAUUAACUCUUUCUUUUUUGCCAUCUCCCUCCACUUUGCUAAAUGGCCUUUGCUCUUUCUUUUGCUAGAGAGUCACCCCCCCACCCUUUUUUUGCCUUGUGCUGUUCUUUCUUCUUUCUCUUUCCCAAAAGUUCCAGAGGGAUGGAAACAAGGGGGAAAGCCACAGAAAUCUAUCAUUAUCCUGUGUGCCUUCUAUAAAAUAAGAUAUUGAGGUUCUGAUCAGAUUUUCAGAGAAGCCUGAAAAAGUCAAUUCAAAUGGAGACAAAUGGAGAAGCUCUAACAAAGCUUAUUAGUUAGUAGGAAUGUGAGCCCUUGGGUGCAGCUAGGUGGCUCAAUGGAUAGAGCACUGGCCCUGGAGUCAAGAGGACCUGUGUUCAAAUCUGACCUCAGACACUUAAUACUUACUAACUUACUUAAUACUUACUAACUGUGUGACCCUGGGCAAGUCACUUAACCCCAAUUGCCUUAAAAAAAACAAAACCCAAGAAUGUAAGCCCCUUGAGGGCAGGAACUUUCACCUUUGUAUCUGUAUUGCAUUAUCAUUAUAGUAAUCAUCAUUAAUAAUAAUAGCUAAUGUUUAUAUAGCAUUUUAAGGUUUGCAAAGUAUUUUACAUAUGUUAAAACCUUUGUUCUUACAUAGUUUCUAAUGUAGUGGGUACUUAAUAAAUGCUUUUUGAAUUAUUAAUUAUUAUUAUUAAUUAAAUGCUUGAUUAGUUAUAACCUCAGACUCCUAAGUCUUCAACCAGGGCAUCUUUUUUAGAAUGAACUAGAGUUAGCAGGAAAAAACACUAUCCUUAUUUGCCUUAAACUCCAGAACAGUGACUUCUCCACCCCAUUCUUCCUUUUCUUCCUGCUGGAGAUUUUAAUUUGCAACAAAAGAACUCAGUGUGUUGUCCUUCACAAAAGAAACCAUUAAUAUUUCAGAAACUGCAGCACUGGUUCAGUCCCAGAUCCAGGAAAUGGCCCCAGAUUGGGGGUGGGGGGGUGGGAGGGACCCAGCUGGAGACUGAGACAAAUAAUACUGAUUGGCUGACUUGACAAUCCCCAGGAAAAGGCAAGGCUAAUGAAAAAUGCUGGAGCACACAGCUGGAGCAAGGCUGGCAGAGCUUGUACAAGAAUAUUCAGGGCAGGAAAGGACAGAUAAAGUCCCAUGACAAGAGGUGCCAAGUAGAGUCAAGGGGGAAAUGCCUUCCUGAAGUAGAAUGGCUGGUCUGCAAAGAGGCUGAUGAAGCUAAGAACGAACUGACUCCUUGGUUUGAGGCCAAGAAGCAUAUGCCCUUUGUUACAUACUCAACUCAACAAAUAAGUAAUGAAUACUUAACGUGAGCUGAACCCAUUUGGCAAAGUGCUUGACGGUCCCUGUUGUUUUCUGAGGUAUUGGAGUCUAAGGAUGAACUAGGAGGCUGGAAUUCUCCAGAUCUGGGUUCUAAUCUUGGAUCUUCCUGCAACAAACUGUGUAACCUUAAAUGAGUCAAGCCUCUCUGGGUCAAAGUUCCUUGCCCUACCUGCUUCAUGCCAUAAUUAUGGGAAAUAUAGUGAAAAGAAAAGGGCUUCUAGAAAAUGAAAAGCAAUUUACAGAUAUUAUUCCAUGUAACAGCCUUGAGAAGUUGGGCUUUGUUAUCAUACCUCCACAAACCGAGAAAGGAGCAUUUGAGUUCUAUCUAGGUACAAAGCUAGAGGGAAGCAUGGAAUACUUGGAUACUAAAACCAGAUACAGAAUCAUCAAGACCUGGGCUCAAAUUCUGC
Messenger RNA from Dromiciops gliroides (monito del monte), 3647 nucleotides. It is a transcript of the gene DPT, whose product is annotated as dermatopontin. The transcript is spliced from 4 exons. Lineage: Eukaryota; Metazoa; Chordata; Mammalia; Microbiotheria; Microbiotheriidae. Gene Ontology annotation, cellular component: extracellular matrix. Gene Ontology annotation, molecular function: extracellular matrix structural constituent. The record is from RefSeq and is a predicted model, not a curated record. Bases 12 to 608 code for a protein of 198 amino acids. Gene Ontology annotation, biological process: collagen fibril organization.